Molecule: messenger RNA, 3759 nt
Organism: Xylona heveae TC161
Lineage: Eukaryota; Fungi; Ascomycota; Xylonomycetes; Xylonales; Xylonaceae
Product: WD domain-containing protein
Exons: 5
Coding region: 1-3759 (1252 amino acids)
Biological process (GO): endosomal vesicle fusion; cellular response to starvation; vesicle-mediated transport
Cellular component (GO): late endosome; HOPS complex
Molecular function (GO): protein binding
Source: RefSeq, a predicted model, not a curated record
AUGGCGCCCGAACCCAGUGACCGGGUGGUGGGCAAUGGUUCAGAGCUUGAGGAGUCUGUUACCGACGAGAAUGAUACCAAAACCGACGAUGGAACAGCUACUAACAGCGACGAGGAAGAAGAGGAUGAUGACGAACCGGUGCUCAAGUACGCACGAGUAACGGGUCAUUUGGCGUCUAUUUAUCGAAAUGGCGAUGCGACAAGCACUUUCUUGGUGGCGGGGGAUAAGAUGAUCAUUGGCACCCAUAAUGGCAAUGUUCAUGUGCUAGGUCUUCCUUCAUUUCAGCCGUUACGAGUGUACAAGGCACACUCUGCUUCCGUGACCUCCAUAUCCAUAUCUCCUUUCCCUCCUCCACCAAGCACGAAACCAGAUGCUGUCAGUAGGCUUGCUGCUGCGUAUGCGCCUACUAGACCGACUUCUUCCGGUUCAUCCUCAGCGACAGCCGCCAGAGCGCCAAGACAACCCUCCGUUCCAAAUACGCCAUCCAAUUCGAUCCACAUAGCUACUUCUUCAAUCGACGGCAAUGUUUGCGUGACAAAUCUCAUUGAUCCGAAGGAUGUUAUGGUUCGUAACUUUUCUCGCCCUGUCCAGGCUGUCGCUUUGUCGCCGAAUUUCAAGAGUGAUCGCUCCUAUUUGUCUGGCGGUUUAGCAGGCAACCUUAUAUUGACAACCGGUGGUCGACCCGGGACUUCUACCUCCAAUACCGUUGGGAGCUCAACGAUAGCCGCAUCCGGAUGGCUUGGUUCUUUGGGGCUGGGGCCAAACAAUGGAAAGGAUACAGUACUGCACGCCGGUGAAGGUCCGAUUAGCACAAUCAAAUGGUCCUUAUCAGGCAAGUUUGUUGUUUGGAUGAAUGAACAUGGGGUCAAAAUAAUGAGGUCAAAUCUGUACCUGGAAAACAUUGACCAGGAAUACGCAUGGAAACGUAUUGGUCACAUUGAUCGUCCCAGACACACCGGUUGGGACGAUAUGGCUGGUGUCUGGAAGGGCCGUGUCGAAUGGGUUGACGAAGAUGCCCUCGAGAAUGACGAAGCAGCGCCGGACACGCCUCGCGCUUCACAAUCAAGUAAUGGGACCGGCACUAGGGUCAAACAGUCACUCGGCAGUCUCAAGGCGAAUAAGCCGGAGAAGCUAUUAGUCGGCUGGGGAGAUACCAUUUGGGUCGUCAAUGUAUAUCCCGGUGGUGCUGGAACUGGACGAGACGUUGGCGAAAGAUUAGUUGGUCGUGCCGACAUUGUAACAAAGUUACGAACUGAUUGUAUCAUAUCUGGCUUAUCGCUUUAUACCCCAUCUUUGCUUCUCGUACUUGCAUAUAUCACUCCCGAUGAUGAAGAUGAUGCUUCGUCGAGUGCAGCUGGCGAAACCCCCAGGCGAGGAAUUCAUCACCGACAGCGAGCGCUUCAGCCCGAAUUGAGGCUCAUAAACAUUGCCAGCCCGGAGAAGGAGGAAGUGAGUGUUGACACACUCUCAGUUAGUCGGUAUGGCGGAUUAUCUGCUGUCGACUACCACCUUGGCGUACUUCCAAGUCGUCAAGUAUCUGAAACGCUACAAACCCAACGUCGUGUGCUGGAGGCCAUCGGAAGUGGUCUCUGGGACGCCGGUCUAAAUGCUACCAAGAUCUUCGGCUCCAACGUCAGCGUCCGAAGCCUGGGUCUCCAAAGUGACAAGGCCACAGAAAGUAGAGACCCAAGCAACUCAAGUGCGAGCAAGUCGCUGCCAGGCAAGCGUUAUGAGCCACCAGCCGCAGCAGCAACCCCUGGCUUGAAGAUCUACAUCCACAGCCCCUAUGACUGCGUGUUAGCCGUGAAACGUGAUCUGUCUGAUCAUCUCGCCUGGCUUGAGGAUCGUGAGAAGUUUGGAGAGGCUUGGGAACUCAUUGAUCAGCAUCCCGAAGUAGUCAGCGUUUCACCUGAGAAAGCCUCGGAUUCCACUCCCAGCACCCCCACAGUCCAACAAGGUAGUCUUGCCGACUUUUUCGCUGAUGAUGCGUCACAAACUACCUUAUCUGCAAACAGACCUUUCAACUCUGCCGUCGAAAAGGAAAAGAGACGUAUCGGUGAAAUGUGGAUUGAACAGCUCAUUGACUCGGGCGAAUGGGCAACUGCGGGCAUUAUCUGUGGCAAAGUUCUCGGCACGUCCUCUAGAUGGGAGCACUGGGUUUGGACGUUUGCGCAAGCCAACAAAUUUGACGAGAUCACCCCAUAUAUACCGACUACACAGCUCCAACCAGCACUUCCUUCCUUAGUUUAUGAGGUCGUACUAGGCCAUUACAUUGCUCAUGACAGACAAAGAUUAAAGGAACUUUUGGAUCAAUGGCCGCCGGACCUCUUCGAUAUUUCUAGCGUCACAGCGGCGAUAUCGGGAAAACUACGAGCUGGUGACGUACGGGAGAGCGAUAUUCGGGAUGGAGAACGUGGGCGUGAUUGGCGGAUAUUAAUGGAGAGUUUGGCAAAGCUCUACCUCGCCGACAGUCGCCUUCGCGAAGCACUCCAAUGCUACAUUCGCCUGCAAGAUGCUGAUGCGGCUAUGAGCCUUAUCAAGGAAUACCGUUUGCUCGAUGCAGUCUCCGCUGACAUCCCAGGGAUAAUUCUCCUCCGCGUCUCUAAAGAUCAGCUCGACAAAGCGCCCAUGAGUGAGCUUGAAUCAGCAACUGCAGAGCCCAUUGCGCUGCUAGUGGAUGAAGCUCAUCAGGGAGUUGUCCGACCCGAGACCGUGGUCAAGCAGCUUCAGGAAUCAGAUCAUCUACUGUUUCUAUUUUUUUAUCUUCGCGCUUUGUGGAAGUCAGACACAGUCUCUACUGACUCGCAUGCCCACCAAACUUCCGAUCGCAUCGCUGAUGAGGGCAAGGUUCUUGUUGACGAAUUUGCUGAUCUCGCCAUUGAUCUCUUUGCCAUUUAUGACCGUGAGCUUCUCAUGCAAUUUCUCAAAACGUCACAGUCAUACAACUUUCCCAAGGCAUGCGCAAUCUGCGAAAAACGAGAUUAUGUUCCUGAGCUAGUUUAUCUUCUCUCCAAGACCGGAGAAAUGAAACGGGCACUAUUCCUUAUCAUCGACAAACUCCGCGAUGUCUCCCAAGCCAUUUCAUUCGCUAAGGCUCAAGAUGAUCCAGAUCUUUGGGACGACUUACUCAACUAUUCAAUGGAUAAGUCCCGAUUUAUUCGCGGCUUGCUCGAGGAGGUGGGCACCGCUAUAGACCCGGUUACUCUGGUUCGUCGAAUUCCAGAGGGUUUGGAGAUUGAGGGGCUUCGGGAUGGCCUCAGUCGAAUGAUACGAGACUAUGAGAUCCAACACAGCAUCAGUGAGGGAGUUGCCAGAGUCCUGCGAAGCGAGGUGGCAACGGGCAUGGAUACGCUUCGGAGUGGUCAGAAAAGGGGGAUUGCAUUUGAUAUUGUUCACGAGGACGCCGCGACCGAAACCAGCGAGGCAAUAAAUGGAUCCAACACCGUGAAUGAGAAAGGAAUUGCUCUCCGUGAGCCUGGUCCUGGCCAUUGCGUUGGUUGCCAGAAAGCCUUUUCUAUAAAUGAGAAGGAGACGCUGAUUGGAUUUGCUUGCGGUCACGUCUUUCAUCUUUCUUGCCUAAUUUCUCAUGGUGAAGAAGAGGAAGAGCCAGCUCUGGGAGAGACAAGUGGGUCGCCUGAAGCUGAUUCGGGUUACUGGUCACGCAGCGUGGGUGCCAAAGUGACGCACGCACGUAUUAUUCGCGAGAAAAUUCCCGAUGGAUGCCCUUUGUGUGUUCAUAAAGAAGAGGAAGAUAUGUAA